Alexandromys fortis (reed vole) is the source of this 9263-nucleotide messenger RNA. It is a transcript of the gene Wdr4, whose product is annotated as WD repeat domain 4. Gene Ontology annotation, biological process: tRNA modification; RNA (guanine-N7)-methylation. The record is from RefSeq and is a predicted model, not a curated record. Gene Ontology annotation, cellular component: tRNA methyltransferase complex; nucleus; cytosol. Gene Ontology annotation, molecular function: protein binding. The transcript is spliced from 11 exons. Bases 69 to 1313 code for a protein of 414 amino acids. NCBI's taxonomy places the organism in Eukaryota, Metazoa, Chordata, Mammalia, Rodentia, Cricetidae.
CGUCACUAGCCAGCGCCAGCAGGAAGGGCGCUGUGCGUCGCACGUGUGCGGAGGCCGCGGGCGGGCCCAUGGCGAGCUCCGCGGGGCUGGCGCUGUGCGGGCAAACGCUGGUGGUGCGGGGCGGCAGCCGGUUCCUGGCCAUCUCCACUGCGAGCAGUGACGAUGACUGUGUCUUCACGUACGACUGCAGUGCUGCGGAGAAGUCCACCCCAGAAGAGAAAGGGGAGAAUGGACAGCCCGUAGACAAGGGGAGCGACACGAUUCUGGCAUCCACCUUCUCCAAGUCUGGCAGCUAUUUUGCUUUAACUGAUGACAGUAAGCGUCUGAUUCUUUUCCGUACAAAACCAUGGCAAUGUCUGAGUGUCAGGACUGUGGUACGGAGGUGCACUGCCCUGACUUUCACAGCCUCGGAGGAUCGGGUCUUGGUAGCUGACAAGUCUGGAGAUGUCUAUUCCUUCUCGGUGUUAGAGCCUGAUGGACGUGGCAGGCUGGAGCUUGGACACCUCUCCAUGCUGCUAGAUGUGGCCAUGAGUCCUGAUGACCAGUUUGUGCUCACUGCGGACCGGGACGAGAAGAUCCGGGUCAGCUGGGCUGCUGCUCCGCACAGUAUCGAGGCUUUCUGCCUGGGACACACAGAGUUUGUGAGCCGCAUCUUUGUUGUGCCCAGUCACCCUGAGCUGCUGCUUUCCUCGUCUGGGGAUGGCACCCUGAGACUCUGGGAGUAUAGGAGUGGCUGCCAGCUGCAGUGCUGUGACCUGGCCAGCCUACAGGAGCCUGCAGAACAUCAAGGACACAAGGGAUUGGCUGCAUCUAGGAUUGCAUUCUGGGGACAAGAGAGCUAUGUGGUGCUUCUGUGUGAGUGCGUUCCUGUGGUCUUCAUCUUCCAGCUUGAUGCCAGCAGACAGCAGUUGGUGUUCAGACAGCAGCUGACUUUCCCUCAUCGAGUGUGGGAUGUCGUCUUUGAGGACACUCGGGGGCUGUGGGUUCUGCAGGACUGUCGGGAUGCUCCCCUCAUGCUCUGGAGGCCUGUGGGUGACCAGUGGCAGGUGAGAGCUGUUCCUGAAGAUGCUGUGUCCCAGAGACUCGGCAGCCAUCUCCAUGAAAAUUGGGCCAUGCUGGAAGGCGCUGUUGGUGCAGAUGAGGGUUUCCGCAGCCUCUACAAGGCCACCUUUGACAACAUGACCUCUUACCUGAAGAAGAAGGAAGAGAGACUGCAGCAGCAGUUGAAGAAGAAACGACAAAGAAGCCCCCUCCCGGGGUCCCCAGAACAGACCAAAAAGGCGUGCCCAGGGCAGUCAGACCUUAGUUGCUGACCUUGGACUUGGCAGAGCUCUCAGCCCUGAGGUCUCAUGGGUCGGUCUCUCUUCUCCCUCCUGCCUGGUUCAUCCAUAAGGAGGGAGAUCAUGGCAGCUCAUUCCCCACCUGACUCCACAGCUGUCUUUGUCACUGAGCACAGCCUCCUGGCUGCAAGGGGCACACAUGGUGUUAGCCUAGUUAAUGGUUCUUCAGAGCUGCAUGGAAGCACCUUCACAUUGAAGGAUACACUGACCUGCAGCACCACGUCCGUCAGUCAGUGCCCACGGUGCUGUCUCUGCAGAUCUUCUCUAGGGAGGCCUGCGGGCAGGACGGGCAGGACCUGCCUCCACGCCAUUGCUGUGGGCUCUCCAGGUGGAGUAUGGCAUGGCUCACACGUAGCUGCUGCUAUUGUGGGGCAGAUUGCUCUAUACUCAUAGCCACAUGUGGUGAGGGGCUCAGUCCGGGCCAAGCAGAGCAGCGAGGGAAGCAGGCAUGGCAUUGGUGCUAGAGCAGACCUACCUUCAGGGCAGAUGAGGAUGUGAUCUGGGCCAGGCCUUAUUUUACAGGAAUGACCAGUGAUGUCGUGGUCUAUUGCUUUGAUUUGAACUCUGCACACACUGCAGAGCAGCAGGGGAUCAAUUGAACACAGCAUCAAUAAAGACAAACUCUGCAUAGCUUUCUGGAAUGUUCAGCAGUGGCCUCCAAAACUGGUCUUAAGACAUUCAACAUGUAUAUGAUGAGAUGACUUAGCUUAUAGUGGUUAGAGAGAGGUAUGGCCCAGCUCUGCCUACUUAGCAUGUAAUGUCCCAGACCAGCCCCAGUAGAAACAAUCCUGGCCUGGGGAGAUUCUUGGUGAGUAAGAGCAGCUGUGAAAACAGAAGACCUGAGUUUAAUUACCUACCCAUACAGAAACCCUAAUAUUGGAGCUGCAGGCCAGGGCAGAUCACCUAGCCUAAAUGGUGAGCUUUCAGAUGUUCAAGAUGGACAGCAGAAGAGGAAGACACCCAGUGCAUUCAUGGCAUGCAGUAAAGUCUUGUGGCUGCCAGCAGCUCUGCUGCCUUGCUUGUAUGCAGGCGCUUUAUUUCCCUCAAGGUGAGACUGGGCCAGGUGCACAUGGAUCAGGGCAUGCCCUCCUGUAUGGGAGCUAGCUAGCAUCAUAAGCAUUGAGGUGCUUGGUCCCAGAGUGAAUCAGGAGGCAGAGACAGGUGGGUCUCUGUAAAUUCGAGGCCAACCUGGUAUACAGAGUGAGUUCCAGGACAGUCAAAGCUACACAGAGACACCCUGUCUUGAAAAAGAAAUGGAUCUGCAACCUGGUCUGGGCUGUGACCUAAGGAUUUCUAGGUUUUAAAUAGUUGGAAAGAAAUCAAAGGAAAAACGUUACAUGGCUAUUUAAGUUAAAGUCUGAGGUCAAAGGAAUACAGCUUUGCUGAGACAGCUGUGUUCUCUCAGUGCUUCUGUCAUUUACUGCCUGUGGGCCAGAUAGAGCCUGUGCCUGCGCAGCAGUUCUCUGGGGGCCAUCAAGGCCUGUGGCCUGAUACCAGGGACGUUCAGAGGGCCAUGUGUCCCUAGACCCAGCAUGUACAUUGCUGAGAGGCAUCUUGGAUCCCUGGUGUGCCUUGUAAGCUCUGAAAGAGCCACACAGUGAUGGGGAGUCCUUGUGUCAAAGCCGGGCGAUGGUGGCGCACGCCUUUAAUCCCAGCACUCGGGAGGCAGAGGCAGGCGGAUCUCUGUGAGUUCGAGACCAGCCUGGUCUACAGAGCUAGUGCCAGGACAGGCUCCAAAGCCACAGAGAAACCCUGUCUCGAAAAACCAAAAAAAAAAAAAAAAAAGAGUAGAUGAGCUUGGGGAACCUGGUGACUGUUUACAGUACAUGUGGAAUGUAUGGGCUAGAAUUUAACCACUUGGAUUCACGUAUGUGAAGGCACCCUCAGGAAUAGGGUGUUUGCUGAAGCCUCUGAGAUAUACACACUGUUAAUGGCUUGUGUGUAUGAAAUUAUUAGUCUAUCUACAGGCAUUGAAUUGUAGUGAUAUCUACACUGUUUUAAGAAGCUUCCUGAAGGUCAGAGUGCAGUGCUAAGCCACUAGAGGCCAGGGAGUGGUGGCAUACACCUUUAAUCCCAGGACUGGGGGGGGGGGGUUCUCUGUUAGUUCAAGGCCACCCUGAGCUAAACAAAAUUGAUUUUAUCUAAAAGAAUAGCUCACACAAAGGUGAUCCCAGCAUUUGGGAUCUUAUGUCUUUAGUCCCAGCACUAGGGAAGUAGAGACAGGAGUGAUAUGGCUGGGCAGAGAGAGGAAUAUAAGGCAGAAAGAGACAGGAUCUCAGUGCAGCUUGAAGUUUGGUGGAGACAGAGUCUGGAGAUGCAGUCUGAGGGCAGGAUGGCCCCCAUUGGGCUGAGCAUUUAGUGGCUGGCCUCUGUGUUUCUCUUUUGCAUUAACCCCUAUAUCUGACUCUGAGUUUUAUUAAGAUCAACUAGAAUUCGUGCUACAUUAGAUGGUUUAGAUAUGUUAGCUGGUAAGCAAAUGCUGUGAGUUUCAUCCUCAUUUCUUUAAGUCCACAGUCCUCUCUGAUCAGACGCUCAACUGUCUCGACUUUGGACAUCCCAUUGAAUGGCUUCCGCAGCUCCUGUCUUCUUAGAUUACUAGUUCUAGAUUACUCAGGCUUCACUGCCUUGCUUCUGGCCUGUAGGUGUCCUCUCUGCUGUGUCUCCCUCCCCCUUGGCUCCUCCUGGGCACAUCUUACCUUGGAGACAACCCUCAACAUUUGCCCUUUCUUGCAAGCACAGUGCCAAGCUCUGCCACUAGGAGGAGCUAGAGGCACACCAGGGAUGCGGAUGGCUCUGAUUUCUAGGUGCUGCCUUUUCUGGGUUUCUGUGCUAUGCGCUUGCCUGCUUUAGGGACAUUCAAUGAUACUCUUGGAGUUGAACAGCACCCAGUGGGAGUCUUCCCGGUGACUUCCAGCUUUCAUCAGGGGGGUUCCAGUGUGGAUCUUGGUAGCCAGUCCUUUCACAGCCCAUUACCCUGCGUGGCAGGGCUACUUCCAGCAAACAGGUUCCGCUGCAUCUCAGAUGUAGUGGAUGCAUCCAGGCCCACCACUUCUUUGUGCCUGUCACCUGUCCUGGGAUGGUGGCUACCACUGAGAAUACACACAUUAUCUUUCUACUGGGCGCUGGGGACUCCUCCCUGCUGCUUCUGAGACUUUCUCCUUCUAAAGAUUUUCUGUGAUUGUGUGUGUGUGUGUGUGUGUGUGUGUGUGUGUGUGUGUUCUGUUUAGGGCUUGAUUCUUGCUGAACUGUUUGUGCAGCAUGGGACAUCCCCAGCUCCUACCUGCUUCUACAGUCUGACUCCAGUGUGACUGGCUUGAUCUGCUGGCCCUCAGGUUGCCGCUCUCUGCUCCUCUUCAGGCUUCUGUUCUGCCCUGCUUCUGUCUGGGCAGAUUUCAAAUGACUCAUCUUCCCUGUGGCAUCUAAGGAUUUUCUUUAUUUCAAUUUUGGCCUAAGCCUAACGUUUCUCUGAGAAUAGUCAUCUUAUGGUUUAAAUUCAUCCUUGGGCACUGGGGUGUGCAUGGGCUUUACCUGCUCUGUUGUCUGUGGCAUUUCUAUGUUUCUGUGCUUGUGUGUGUACAUACAUGUGUGUAUGUUAGAGGUAUGUUGUGCACAUGUCAGAGGUCAGAGAACUGUGGGAACUGGUUCUCCUACUAUGUGAAUCUUAGGGUUCAAACUCAGGUCACCAAGCUUUCCCCACUGAGCCCUCUAUUGGCCCUGACCAGUUCAUCCUGUGCUUAGGGGACACCUUUUCCUGGGACAAGAAUGCUGCAGGUUGGGACCAACCCUGACUGUGCCCUUGCUUACCCCCCCCCCCCUUUUUUUUUUGGGUUUUUUGAGACAGCGUUUCUCUGUAGCUUUGGGGCUUGUCCUGGAACUAGCUCUUGUAGACCAGGCUCGAACUCACAGAGAUCCACCUGCCUCUGCCUCCCAAGUGCUGGGAUUAAAGGUGUGCACCACCACUGCCCGGCUUUAGCUGACCUUCUCAAUCAUGGGAUAGGACCAAAGUAGGAAUGACUCUACUUCUGCUCGGGUGUGGCUGCACUGGGUCCCUGUUCAAUGUCCUUUGUGCCCAGAGUAUGAGCACAAAAUUCUAGGAAAACCCAAGUGUCCCCCAGGCUGUUGCAAGGUGUGGGGUUGCUAUCUUAGGUGCCUGGAAAUUGUUCCUUCUCAAAAGUUGCUCAGGGUUUGGUAUUCAGCAAUAGACCUGAGAGGAUCCCAGCCUCUUUUCUUACCUCCAUGUCCCUCUUCGUGCUGCAGGAAGUUUCUCCCUCCUGGGGCGUUGCAGUCAGAAUUGCUCCCAGGCGUACAGCCUAAAGGAUGUGUCCCUGAGGGCCUGGACAAGGCUUGCACUGUUGGUUCUCCUGCAGGAAGGCAAAAGGGUGAUUCUAGGUCACCUUGUCCAUCCUGGCCAGCCAGGAGAUCACCUGUGUUCCUGAAUUUGAACUUUUCACUCUGACUUCCUGGGGAACCUCUUUUGCCCUGUUGUUCAUGGGGUUGAUCCCCCCCAGCUCAUCUGAAGGUGACCUUCUAAUGAGUUGCUGCCCUUCAAACAAUUAUAAAUGUUUUUGUUUUGAAAACUGCUUGCACUUUACCCUCCAAACCUCCCAGAACUGCUUUUAAUGCAGAUAUUUGCGGUCACAUCUGUGUUUGCUUGUGGUUCCUCACAAUGGCUUUACCACUCAGGGAACCGUGCUGGGAACACCUACAGAAGGAUGGGGGGCGGGAGAUUGGUAUCCUGAGAAAGCCACUGGGCACAUGCUUUUUUUCUGUGCAGUGAAAGCCGAGUGGCUUUCAGCGACUCACUGGAAGCUUUGUCAGUUUUUGAAGCAGGAAAUUACAAGCCCCACAUUGCUAUUACAAUUUUUCUGGUCCCAGUUCCACAGUGAAGAAGUAAAAGCAAAACAGUAGCCUUCAAGGUUCCUCAGGCCCAGUGCUUGGUAGGGAAAGGGAGGUGCUGGAGGCAGGGAAGCUGGGGAGCCAGAGCAAAGCUCCAUGGGACACUGGGAUGUGCUCCCAGAGAGUCCCCGUGGGUCAGCGUGGGCAAGGACAAUGGAGAAGGUAAGAAUCUGUCUGCCUCUGGGAUUAGCCAUUCACUGGCAGCUACAGACCAUGGUCAUAUUCAUUUGCUUUCUAUUGCUAUGAUAAAAUACUGUGACCAAAACCAGCCUGGCUGGGGGCUAUUUAAUCUUACAGUUUGUGGUCCAUCAGGAAGAAAGCCAGUGCAGGCGCUCCUGGCAGGAACUGAAGCAGAGCUGCUUACUGACUUGCUCCCUGUGACUUGCUCUGCCUACUUUCUUUUUUUUUUUGUUUGUUUGUUUUUUGAGACAGGGUUUCUCUGUAGCUUUGGAGCCUGUCCUGGAGCUAGCUCUUGUAGACCAGGCUAGCUUCGAACUCACAGAGAUCUGCCUUCCUCUGCCUCCCGAGUGCUGGAAUUAAAGGCAUAUGCCACCACCGCCCGGCCUUAGCCUGCUUUCUUUUAGAAUCUCAGACCACCUGCCUAGAGGUGCUACCAUCCACAGUGAUUAUUAAUUAUUAAUCAAAAAAUGGCCUACAGACCUACCUACAGGCCAAUCCAAUGGGAGCAUUUUCUCAGUUGAGGUUCCCUCAUCUCAGAUGACUCUGGGUUUGUGUCAAUGUGAGAAAAAUCUCACCAGUAUAAUGGUCAGGGUUCCUACCUGUGAUACUUGUGCUUGCUUUGAACAGGAACAAAGUUAAGAAUUUUAAAUGCUGCCAAAAUCUGAAAUCACAUCUUUGCAUGCCAUUGGGUUUGGGCACCUUCCAGAAGCCUGAGGCUGCAUUUGCUGUUGACCAAAAGCCAGCACCACAACGAUAUGCAGAGAGCAGAGCGUUUCCUGUGGUCAGGAGCAUGGCGUGGUUACUGUUUACUUUUCCACUCUGCAGGGGUGUAAGCCAGGGCAGCUAGACAAGGGAGCUGAUUCAUGGCACAACUGCCAAGGGAGGAAAGCUAUUGGCAGGUGGCAUGAUAAGGUGUCUGGACAGCCUAGAGGUCCAUGCUAAAACCAACUCUCAAGUCACUGGAUAGAAGAUUGAGAGAAAAAGGCAACAGCCCUGAUAUAUGAGUAAGAAAUAGAAGAUUAGGGACUAGAGAGUUGGCUCAGUAGUUAAGAGUUCAUACUUGCCUAGUGGUGGUGGUGCACACCUUUAAUUCCAGCACUUGGGAGGCAGGGGCAGGCUGAUCUCUGUGAGAUGGAGGCCAGCCUGGUCUACAAGAGCUAGUUCUAGGACAGGCUCCAAAGCUACAGAGAAACUCUGUCUCAAAAAAUCUUCAUACUUUUGUUAAGGAUCUGAGUUCAGUUCCCAGCACCCACAUUAUGGCUUACAACCAUCUAACUCCAGUUUCAGGGGACCCAACACCUUCCUCAGACCUCAACAGAUACCAGGCAUACACAUGCUACACAUACUUGUAUGCAAAGCAGAAACACACAUACACAUAAAAAAUAGAUGAAUAGUUUCCAGCAUUAUCUGUUCCUGUCUUUGAUCCUUGCAGACUUGGAGAUGGGAGUAGGGCACAUGGGGAGUGUAGAAGGUGGGAAUGUUCAUACAGUAUUGAAUAGUGACUAUUCUCACUUCUCUCCGCGUCCACACACUUCAUCCUGUGUGUGUCAUCCCAUGUGCUAGCUGAGGGCCAAUCCACCUCGGCUCUUUUCCCAUCUGGGCAUGUCUUCUGGCUAGGGUUAUCCCCCUUGAGUGAUGUGAGAUUCCCCUCUGUAUGCUGUAAAUACCAUUGGUUAAUAAACUGUCUUGGGUAGACAGUUUAUUAACCAAUGGUAGAGCAGAGCUGGGGGCAGGGGACAACACAGGACAAUACACUAAAUUGAAUGCUGGAAGAAAGAAGGCAGAGUCAGAAGCCAUGUAGCCCCACUGGAAAUAGAUGUCAGAACUUUACCCAGUAAGCCACAGCUUCUUGGUGAUACACAGACUAAUGGAGAUGGGUUAAAUUAAGAUGUAAGACCUAGCCAAUAUGAAGCUAGAGCUAACAGGCUAAGCAAUGAAUUAAUACAGUUUCUAUGUGGUCAUUUUGGGUCUGAGCUGCAAGGCGUCCAGGAAACAAACAAGCAGCAUCCUACAACACUUGAGUUUCCCUUUCCUGUUAAACACAGGAACCUGCCUGUGUUCCAGUCCCCUAAGGUCAAGUUGCAGGCUGUGUAGGUGGCACUAUCUGAUAGACUCAUGCAGUGAGCCACAAAUGCCAGGCACCAUGUGACUGGAUGUCCUCAGAACCUAUUAAACAGCAAAAGCUCAGGAGAAAUCAAUAAGCUUUUUGACUAAAGCAGCAUGGCCAAAGGGCUAUCAUUUCAUUAUGUAAUUGAUAUAAAAUUAAUGAGAAAUUUUGCAUUAUCACAUCACACUGAGCAUUAAGCCUGGUGGCUUUUCUGCUCUUUCUGGGGCCUUGUGUGACAAAACAGCUUUGGCUGCCGUCACAGAGGAAUUGGCCUACAGACACAUAGCUAAUGAUGUCACACAGCUGUGGCUGCAUGGUUGCAUAGAAUACAGGACCUAGUACUGCCACCAAAGUACACAAGAGAAGAUGAGGAUCUGUGGCUGUCAGUGGCCCUGAGGAAAGGGAGGGGCUGGAGAGCUGGGGGCUUGAGGGCUCUGGAAGCCAGCCAAGCUCACUGACUUUGCCUAUGAAUAAUGAUCACCCCUAACCACUUUCUCCCCUAAGUUACUCUAGGACCGGGUUCUAGCAAAAAAACAGUUGAAACCGGAACAAGCACUCAUUCUAACUCAGGCAAAAUGAGUGGAAGGUGCUGGAGGCUGGGGAAUCCACAUUUGCUGUGUGGAAAUGGAGCUCCUGUUUGGAAGAUGUUCUGGAGAAGGUGGUGAUGGCGAUGGCUGCAUGGCAGUAUAUAGGAACUGCACCUAAAAUAGUUAAAACAAUAAAUGUGUCAUGUGUACAAA